Malassezia globosa CBS 7966 is the source of this 2598-nucleotide messenger RNA. RefSeq lists its product as uncharacterized. The transcript has a single exon. The record is from RefSeq and is a predicted model, not a curated record. Gene Ontology annotation, cellular component: intracellular anatomical structure; catalytic step 2 spliceosome. The coding region runs from base 1 to 2598 and encodes 865 amino acids. Lineage: Eukaryota; Fungi; Basidiomycota; Malasseziomycetes; Malasseziales; Malasseziaceae. Gene Ontology annotation, molecular function: ATP hydrolysis activity; ATP binding; RNA binding.
AUGAGCAAAGAGCCACAGCCAAUAGCGAAAGGAAGUACUGACUUCGAUGCUUUACGGCAUCGUUCACGCCAAGAGUACCUCGCCAAAAGGUCGCAGCAACAAGUUGAGCUUUUGCGCCAGGAAAUCCGCGAUGAAGAGACACUGUUUCGUGGCGUGCGCAUGACAAAGCGUGAGGAGCGGGAACUUGAGCACAAACGUGAACUCCUACGUAUUGCUGAGGAAUUCGCCGACCUGGACGAUGGUGAUGGCGGCUAUGUCUUACCCGAAGACUACCUGACUGAACAGGGGCGUCUCGAUCGCAAGAGAAAGGAGUCUGCACUGCAUGAGCGUCGCUACGAUGAUGCAUGGAAUGAACGUGCAUCCCGAAAGAAACAGGUCUCUGAUGGUGACUUAUUUGAAAAGGAACAAAUAGCUCGGUCCAAACUGCUUGAGUCGCCCCAACCUGCACAUGCCGAGGGAGCAGAUGCGUUUGACUUUGUGUUUGACGAGUCACAGGCAAUCCAGUUCAUCAUGGACCGACAAGCAGACGGCCAGCUCAAUACUAUGUCAGACAAGGAAUUAGCGCUGCAGCAGCAGCUUCAAGAAGCAGAAACUCGCGCACAGACUGUGGAAGCGACUCGCAAGUCUCUGCCUGUCUAUGGCUUGCGCGAGGAACUGCUCGAUGCCAUUGACAAAAACCAGGUGCUUAUUGUCGUCGGUGAAACGGGUUCAGGAAAGACGACGCAGCUGCCACAGUUCUUGCAUGAGGCUGGCUAUACGAAAGAGGGACAAAUCGUCGCAUGCACUCAGCCAAGACGCGUAGCUGCCAUGAGUGUGGCGGCGCGAGUGGCUGAAGAGAUGGGCGUGCGCCUGGGGCACGAGUGCGGCUAUAGCAUCCGAUUCGAAGACUGUACGAGUGACAAGACGGUUGUCAAAUACAUGACAGACGGCAUGCUUCUCCGUGAGUUUCUUACAAAUCCAGAUCUCGGCUCGUACUCUGCCAUCAUGAUUGAUGAGGCGCACGAACGAACCCUCAGCACGGACAUUCUCUUUGGCCUUGUGAAAGACAUUGCGCGCUUCCGCUCAGACUUGAAGCUGAUCAUCUCUAGUGCGACACUUGAUGCCGACAAGUUUAGUGAGUUUUUUGAUGAUGCACCGAUCUUUUUUGUGCCGGGCCGCCGCUUUCCUGUUGAUAUCCACUACACACCCCAGCCUGAGGCCAAUUACUUGCAUGCAGCGAUCACGACCGUUUUCCAAAUUCACACAACUCAGCCGACCGGCGAUAUUCUUGUGUUUUUGACAGGGCAAGAUGAGAUCGAUGCAGCGAUGGAAAGCAUCCAACAGACAGCGCGUGCCUUGGGCGGGAGUGUUGCUGAGCUGAUAGUCUGCCCGAUCUAUGCCAACCUGCCAAGCGACAUGCAGGCAAAAAUCUUUGAACCGACGCCGCCUGGUGCGAGAAAAGUGGUGCUUGCUACCAACAUUGCUGAAACAAGUAUCACCAUCGACGGUAUCUCGUUCGUGAUUGAUCCCGGCUUCGUGAAGCAGAACUCGUACAAUCCACGCACGGGCAUGGCAGCUUUGGCGGUGGUACCAUGCUCGCGAGCUUCUGCGAACCAGCGCGCUGGUCGUGCCGGCCGUGUGGGGCCCGGAAAGUGUUUCCGGCUGUUCACAAAGUGGGCGUUUCAGAAUGAAAUGGACGAAAAUACGGUACCAGAGAUCCAAAGGACGAAUCUCGCGAAUGUUGUUCUUCUGCUCAAGUCCGUCGGCAUUCAUGAUUUGCUAAACUUCGACUUCCUUGACCCGCCACCGACCGAUACGCUCAUCCGUUCGUUAGAGCUGCUGUACGCACUCGGUGCGCUCAACGAUCGUGGAGAGCUUACGAAGCUCGGUCGCCGCAUGGCGGAGUUUCCCGUGGACCCCAUGAUGAGCAAAGCCAUCUUGGCGAGUGAGGAGUAUCAUUGCACAGAGGAAGUGCUCUCUAUCGUCGCGAUGCUGGCAGAGAGUGCGAGUUUGUUCUUCCGGCCCAAGGACAAAAAGGUGCAUGCAGAUCGUGCUCGUCAGUUGUUCAUACGUCCUGGUGGCGAUCAUUUCACGCUGCUGAACAUCUGGGAUCAGUGGGUGGAGAGCGGAUACAGCCAAGUAUUUUGCCUGGACCACUUUUUACAGCCGAAGACGCUCGGUCGUGUUCGCGACGUGCGUGAUCAGCUCGUUAACCUGUGCGAACGAGUGGAACUUGUGCCUGAAUCGCGCCUGAGCAGUGCUGAUCUGACCCCGAUCCAAAAGGCCAUCACAGCCGGCUAUUUCAUGAACACGGCCCGAUUGCAAAAGGGUGGCGAGACGUACCGGAGCAUCAAGCAGAACACGACCGUGUAUGUGCAUCCAUCGUCCUGCUUGUAUAAGCACGUGCCACAACCCCGGUUCCUGUGCUAUUAUGAGCUUGUUGAAACAUCAAAGAACUUUUUGCGACAGGUGAUGGAGAUUCAGCCAGAGUGGCUUUUGGAGGUAGCCCGGCACUACUUCUCCCGUGAUGAUCUCCACGAUGACACCAAACAGAAGCGGAUGCUUCGUGGUGCUGGAGCAGCGCCAUCCACCGCACGGUCGGGCACUGCGUAUGCAUGA